UUUACAAAGGUAGGAGGGAGGGGAUACAGUCAAAAUAAACAGAGAGAACGAUUCAUUUCGUACCUACCAUCCGAUUGAACAAUAAUUUUUAAUAUUUUAUUUCUGAGAAGACUGGGAAUUUUGUGUUCACCGUCGCUCCUGAUCGAUUUUUAUCUCUCUCUCCCUCUUUUUUUUUUUUUUUUUGGAGUCUGCUGAACCACCUUGAACAGUUUUUUCUGCCGGAGGUAAGGGAACGCCCGUGACGUCAAAGGCCUCAUCGAUCUGCUUGUUGCCUGCCUGCGCUCGAGAUGCGAGCUCGCGCGGUCCCGCUGCUGAAGCUGAGACGUGCAUAACGACCCAUGCUCCGCGAAGCUUCGCUGCUUGUUUGAGGAGGAGUGAGGGAGGGUGGGAUGAAGAAGAGGGUGGAAGGGAAGCGGCACGUGCGUGGAGGACGGUUGUAAAAGGCCGUGCGAGUUGGCGAGUGCUAGGUGGGAGAUAGAGAUUGAGGAGAAGCGCCCGCCCCGUGGUCCUGCUCCCCCCGCCGCCUGCAAAACGCUCGCCUGCUCCUCUCUCACCAACCAUGGCUGACUCGCACCCCCGAUGGGGGAUCGCGACUUUUUAAAGGAACUCACAGUUUUGCGCUCAGCUUCAGAAACCGCGUGAACACCAUCCAGGCUGCAGGUGCCGCUGACGCAAGGAGGUGUGUGCACGUGCGUGUGUGUGUGCGUGCGCUCGUGUGUGUGUGUGUGAGCACACGCAGGCGCGCUCGCAUCUUUUUCUCCUUUUUCCUCUCUCUUCCUGUCACAACGCGCUUCCUCGACGGCCGGACGAGACUGGAUAGUGGUGGUGCUUGCUGUUGGUGGUGAUGAUGUGCGGACAGACACCUAUGAACUACCGGCUGGGCCGUAUCUUCUGAAACUCUGGAGCUCUUCAGUUUAAAAAAAAAAGAAAAAACCCAACAUAGGUGCCUUCCACCUGGCAAUGCUCGGAGGAUCACCCCAUCUUCCAAAAGUGCUGGUGUUAGCAAGUUCUCUGGAAUGAGAAAUACCUUUGACCCUUGACUUUCUGUUUUGCUAGUCUCGCACUCUUUUGCGCUGCCACGUCCAGCUUUGUUUUCCUUUCAUCCUUAAAAAAAACCGAAUGACUUUUUGUGAUUCAGUGUGUGGACUGAACAUCCUGCAACACUCUGACCAUUGUGGCAACCUUAAGCGGCGCCUGUCAGUCACGAAUGUGUGUGAGCCGAUUCUAAGAACUGCUGUUUUCACCAAUUUCCAGACGGCCCCGGUUUCAAGAUCAUAGUGUCCUGGACCAUUCCUCCAAAGAACUCGCACUCUAUCCAAGGCUGAUACCCUUUCACCAGUGGUGAAGGAAUGGUGGAACUACCUCUCGUGACCCGCCAGCUUCACACCUUUCAAAGACCGAAGACCCAACCUCAGAGCCUUUUCGCGGCAUCCCUCCUCAUCUUCGCAACCACCAUCAGCAACUCCGCAGCAGCCACCGACUUUCGGGGCCUUACUGGGCUCGUCACACUCGUCUGCCGACACCAGGCAAGGAAGGGCGGCAACAACAGCGUCAUUCAGGUGAAACCCUCACCAUGAGCGACAGCAAGGAAAACAAGUCGCCGCGGAGCAGCACCUCCGACAACCUGCAGCUGCUGACGCUGAAGGACCACUACGACGUGGAGCGCGAGCUGGGCCGCGGCACGUACGGCAAGGUGGUGCUGGCGCGCUGCCAUCAGACCAACACUCAUGUGGCACUCAAACUUCUGCCCAAGACCAGCACCAAGCUGCGAGACUUCCAGCGAGAGUUCCAGCUCAGCUACUUCCUGUCACCUCACGCCAACAUCGUGGACACAUACAACGUGGCCUUCGAAACGCGAUCUUCCUACGUCUUCGCCCAAGAAUUCGCUCCGUUGGGAGACCUCUUCGACGCGAUCCCGCCGCAGCUGGGCAUGUCCGAGGCCGAUGCCAAGGCCGUGGUCAAGCAGCUGGCCUCGGCUCUGGAAUUCAUGCAUAGCAAGCAGCUGGUGCACCGCGACAUCAAGCCGGAGAACGUUCUGGUCUUCUCCGCCGACUUCUCUCGGGUCAAGCUAAUGGACUUUGGCAUGACACGCAAGCACGGCGCCAUGGUGCGGAAGACCAACGGUAGCAUCCCGUACACGCCGCCGGAAGUCUGCGAGGCCGUACGCAACGAGAGCGUGCUGGUGACGUCAGCGGCUGACGUGUGGGCGUUGGCCGUCCUGCUAUUUUGCAUGCUAACGGGCAACUUUCCCUGGGAGAACGCCGACAUCGGCGACGUGUACUUCAAAGAGUUCGUUCUAUGGCAGCGGCGCAAGACCACCAAGCUUCCCUCCCAGUGGCGCCGCUUCACUCCUCGGGCCAUGAAGUUCUUCCGCAAAGCUCUGGACGUCAAACCCGAACGGCGCUGCGACGUCCGAGAGAUCCACAAGUACCUGGCCGACGGCUGGACGCGCAAACCCCGCACCACCACCACCAACGAUAGCGACGACGACUCUGGCUCGUCAGCGUCGUGUGGAGGGCACAUGGACGAGCUCAGCUGCAUGCUACGCGACUACGGCAUCGAGACCCGCGUCGACCGUCGCUUGCGGGAGCGCCGCAUCUCCGAGUGGCUCCUGUCUUUAUGACUAGACCUCCUGAGGGUCAUUCUCAAGCCUUGUCGCAUGCUGGCGGAACUCGUGUCGCUAGUGGCGUGCUGCCUGUGGGGUCUGGUGUUCGGUCACGGUCUGCUGGUGCUGCUGGCCGUCGCGGUGACGCACGCGGUGUGGACGCUGUGGCGAACUAACGUUUUGUCUAACUUUCUUAGGUCGCUCAAUGUAACGUCGCCAGGCCGAGUGUGUCGUUUCUAACCAACGUAGUACAUCUUCCUCCUUCCUCCUCUUCCUACAGCAUCCUCUUUUUAAAAAAAAACCAAACCCAGAUGCAUAUGACUACUUUUAUAGCCGAAUAUUUUUAAAAUCUAGAGACCCUCGUUUACCCGAUCGUGAUGGGGGUAGUUUGUUUUCCUCCCCAGUCUACGGCUGACUAGCAAUAAGUGUGGAUCCAUGCUUUUAUGCAACAAUAGUCGCCGCUCGCCGUCUUUCUCGCUCUGUGAUUGGACAGAACGGACUCAAAACCAAACUUAAAACGCAGAUGAAAAUCUGUAACUGCAAACAUUAGAGAGCUCGAGCCAAGGGUGGAUUCAUUUCGAAAUACGGAAACAAUAGAGAAACGUACCUGGACUUUGUCUGAACACAAAGUCACAUUCCGAGGGAUUUUUUUUUUUUAAUGACUACUUUUUUUAAAGUGAAGCGAAGAGGUCAGAAGUACUUGUCAAUACUCUCUAUCUCUCUCUCUGUUUCGUGGACCCGGCUCAGUUGUUGCUGUUCUGUGAUAAUCAGGCAUACGUCCCUAGAAAGGACGCAGCUUGGGUCUGAGCAGUUAUGAGAUACGACCUCGUGGUCACAGGACUGUAGAACGUGUUGCAUUGUAGGCUUUCUGUGUCUAACCAGGCGUAGCGAGUGGGGUUAGCUGUAACCAACCGUCUCGUGUACUUAUUUCUAUGCCUUCCUACGCUCUGCCAGCAGAUUAGAGCAGUUAGAAGCCUAGAAGUUAGACAAUGCAAUAGCCAGGACUAGCGAAUGCAAUCCUUUUUGUAAAAAACAAACAAAAAAGAUACAAACGUGUCAAUGACUUGGGGGAUCACGAGAAUUUAUUUUGAUAAGCAUUAUUAUUUGUAAACCAACAUGAAAUGGUGUGCGAAUGAUCGCAGAUGCAUGACCCAUCCUUUUGUGAACCUCAUCCUACAUACUAAACGUGAAGUACUUAAUUUAAUUUAGAAUUUUUUUGUGAUCGGUUGAGGUGUGGUGUCGAGUCUUGUGUUAUGCAUUAAUGACAAUGAGGCUUUGUGAACAAGGACACGCUUAUACAGGAAAGAGGUGUGAUUUUUAUUUUUUUUUUUUUUUUUUUUGGCACUAGUUAUGUCUUUUCUGUUCUAAAUUCGUCUGUAAUUGUGAAUAUAAAACUGUUGAUUAGUCAAACUAGACAUACACACAAAGAAAACUCGUUUUCCUUUAUAAACUCGUUGGAAACAGUGGCGAUACUCCAGAUGUGUUUUAGUCAGGUUCAUUUAGCUUCUAUUCAACAGACAUCAGAGCCGAAUGUUCAGACAACCAUUUCCUGAGGAAAUGUAGAUCAUCAGGACUUGUACUGUAGGUACAAAAUUACACUAACUUGUCAAAAAAUGGCAUCUUCCCCUUGUAAGAGAAUAAGCUGGAGACUUGUACAAUACAGACUGAGUACAAGCGCAUUGAUUGAUGAGAUAAGCUAAAUGGCAUCUUUAUUUCUUUAUUUAUCAAUCGAUGUUUGAUUAGGAACGAUUUAACUUAGCAGGUGCAUCCGGCUGACAAACCGUUUUGUAAUUCCAAAAUGUACUUAUUUAUUUAUAUUUUUUUUAAAUUCUGGCCCUGUUUCAGUUAAAUAAAAUCGUUCAUAAACAGUCGCAUUCUGUAUCACUGAAGUUUUAAUUAAUUUUGUUUCUUUGGGUUCGUGCAAUGUUGCCUGGAGAUAUGGGAUGGGAAACAUUCAUUCGGCAUCAGGGAUAGGUUGAAGAUAGAACUUGGAGCAAAAGGAAGUGGCUAAAGACAUCACUGAUAAAACCACUUCCUAUCUUAAAUCACGAUUAUGUCAUCUUAGCACACUCAGUUUUAUUUCCCUUUUCCAGCAUUCACUAUCUCACUCCUUAUCCAAACUUUUUAUGAUUAUUUUUAAACCUUUAAAACAUCAAACUAGCGUCUUUUCCGUUUUAUUUUAAGAUUUUCAUAACGAGCUCAGAGCAGUGAAAAAUAAAAAAACUUGUUCAGUUCAUUUUAAGGUGAAAAAAUAAAAUUUAGUAAAUUGUGUACUUUACAGAUUGUUGGAGUCUCUGGGGGUACAAUAAUAUCCUUAAAGAUACUUAUUACUGUGAUAUUAUAAUUUAUAUAUUUAAUUUUUCGCAUCAAGCUGUCAGAGGAGUUUAACGAAAUGCACCAAGGCAGUGAUCGAGCAACAUUUGCGCAAUUUUGUUAAAUUUAGCCGUUUUCUCAUAAACCGUAGUAUCGACUGGGUGCCUGGGUGCAGCUCCGUUGUUUUAAUUUUCUUCUGUGGGAAUGUGUACUGCACCAUUUGAUGAAGUGUUGUUGAAGCUAGUUGCCUUGGAGCAGAAAGCAUCCCGACUGCAUUAGGGUGGGUUUGUCUUAUCUGGACGUACAGGACAUUCAAAACGUUUUCCGUUGUUUUGUUACAACUGUUAAUCUGUUUCAAACUGCGAUGCUUGUGAAAAGGUUUGUGGUGUUUUGUUAAAGCUCUCCUUCUCUCAGACAGCCUGUGGGUGAGUGGGGUGUUGACGUGUUCAUAACAUGAUAUUUUCAUUCGUCUUUCUACAGAUCAUUGUGAGGUGAGCGCUUAUGAAUUAUUAAAUUAUUGAAGUGAAUUGUAUUUUCCAUUUGUACGAAGAAGAGAAUAAAAAUUCAUAUAUCAGA
Molecule: messenger RNA, 5494 nt
Organism: Pomacea canaliculata
Lineage: Eukaryota; Metazoa; Mollusca; Gastropoda; Architaenioglossa; Ampullariidae
Product: serine/threonine-protein kinase SBK1-like
Exons: 2
Coding region: 1574-2623 (349 amino acids)
Biological process (GO): peptidyl-serine phosphorylation; peptidyl-threonine phosphorylation
Molecular function (GO): protein serine/threonine kinase activity; ATP binding
Source: RefSeq, a predicted model, not a curated record